Messenger RNA from Actinia tenebrosa (Australian red waratah sea anemone), 963 nucleotides. RefSeq lists its product as uncharacterized. NCBI's taxonomy places the organism in Eukaryota, Metazoa, Cnidaria, Anthozoa, Actiniaria, Actiniidae. The record is from RefSeq and is a predicted model, not a curated record.
UCAGUCCAUCUCCCAACAAAUUCUAAGAAACGAGUCAUUUAAAUUUUCCUCAAAUUACGAGAAUCCAAGUAUACUAAAUUUUUCUCCGAAAUACAGGAACUCAGUUAGGCCACUUUUAAUUUAGUAGCAGAGUUAGCUUGGGGUUUCCGUUAUAAUCGUCUCAUUGCUGCUAAGGACAAAGUACUAUCAUAAGAAUGGGAAAUACAGAGACUUCAACCAGGAGGAGUAUCACCAACAGCUGUGUGUGCGAUCCUUCAACGGAUCCCCGUUUCUUUCACGAACUCGUGACAGACGACUGGCGAACCGCUCACCAAGGUAAUAGCGCCCAACAAAACAUGUCAAACGCUCUUUCAAGGGUUAAAGUCUGUGGAAGUGAAGCCCUAUCCGUUUCAACAAGGCUUAAGAACGAGUACUUCUCAUCGUGGAAUGAAAAAUGCACCGUGACUGAAGCGAGAAGUGUAUCUAUACACAACCUGGGUGAACUCAUUUCCAAGGUGGAGGAUCAGUAUUCAGGAUUCAGCUUCGACUUCAGGAGCAGAAUUCAAGCGAUUCAAUGGUCGUCAUCUUGGUCACACAAAAUCUAUGAGUUUACAUUCGGUGACAACAUCGACAACGAAGAGGUCUAUUUUGGAAUGAUCUGCCUUGCCAAAAGCCCGGAUGGUCAAAAGGUCGACGCAAUCAGCUCACUCUACAAGCUUGAUUUUACCCUCGCGCAGGAAAAAGUGGUUACUGAAGACACGUUUAACUUGUUUGGCUUCAUACCAAUAGAUACCACCACUACUGUUUCUUAUCGUACGCGAAGUCUUGGGCACUUUUCAAAGAAUCAAAUUGCAAAUUUCUGUCGGCUGAAAGCGUUGGAAUCUUUCAGAAAUCAAGGAUUUAUCAACCAGAUAUCAUAUGUCAAUUCCCUUUCAGCUGUCAAUAAUUACUAAACAGUAAUAAAGCUAAUUGAUACUUUUUAAA